AUGGCUUUUGAACAACAAUAUUUUAUAUGCUUUCUGCUUGUCCUACUACAGCUUCCCUUUUUCACCAUUGCUCAAAGUUACAAAAACAUAUCUUUUAGCUCAUCCCUUACUGCACAGGAGGACAGUGACCCUCAUUGGGCCUCCCCGUCUGGGGAGUUCGCGUUCGGCUUCAGAAAAAUUGGCAAUGCUGGCUUCUUACUAGCCAUCUGGUUUGAAAAUAUACAAGAAAAGACUAUAGUCUGGUCAGCCAAUCGCAAUAAUCCAGUGCAAGAAGGAUCGAGCGUUGAAUUCUCUGCAGAAGGCAAGCUUACUCUCACUGAUAUUGGAACAGGCAAACCAACAAACAUUGCUGAUGGUCAGUCUACAUAUACUGGAGUCGCCUAUGCUGCCAUGCUGGACAAGGGAAUUUUCGUUCUGGCAACCCGAAAUUCAACCUAUUUGUGGCAGAGUUUUGAUCAUCCAACCGAUACCAUCCUUCCCACACAGACCCUGAAUCUAAACAGCAGUCUCUUUGCGCAACUUACAGCAACAAAUUACUCAGAAGGAAUAUUCAAGUUUGUUCUAGAUUCUGACGGAAAUCUUAUGCUUUAUACAGUGAAUUAUCCAUUGAAGAGUAAUAAUUUUAUCUACUGGCCAAUUCAAACUGGCGGUGGAUUUCAGGUCUCUGUAGAAAAAGUUCAGACACAAGACAACUACCAGAGAGCAACUCUUGACUAUGAUGGAGUUUUGAGGCACUAUAUCCACCAGAAAAGCACUGAUUCUUGGUCCACUUUUACCUUCACACCUCCAAAUAUUUGCACAGCAAUUGUGGAAUAUACAGGUGGUGGUGCAUGUGGGUUUAACAGUUUAUGUAUACAUGAUGAGGAUGCAGCUCAUACUAAAUGCUUAUGCCCUCUGAGUUACAUCCCCGUUGACCGAGAUGAUGAGAGGAAGGGUUGCAAGCAAAACUUUGUUCCCCAAAGUUGUGAUAAAGCCUCAUCAGAAACAGACCUCUUUGAAUUUCAAGAGCUUCCUUUCACUGAUUGGCCUGGUGGAGAUUAUGAGCAUUUCCAGCCAGUUAAUAAGGAACAGUGCAAGCAAAGUUGCUUAGCCGAUUGUUUCUGUGCCAUUGCCAUUUUCAAUGAAGGAAGUGGUGAUUGUUGGAAGAAGCGAAUACCUCUUUCAAAUGGGAAGAUCAACGACGAUGUUAAGGGGUUAGCUCUGAUAGAAGGUGCUGGUGCUGGAGUCGACGCUGCAAAUUGGAGGUAUGGGAUGCUGGGCAGCGGCGGGGGCGUGCUGCAGUGGGCUGCAGGCUUGUGUGCAGCGCGGAGGUGCAGGGUGAGCGGCAGGAGACGGUGGCUGGAGCUGCAAGGCGGGUUGGAGGGAGGCGAGGCCGAGUGUGCUCGGGCUGGUGCAGUGAAUCCACUUAAUCCUGUGGUUCAAGGCAUGAAUCUGAAAUGUUUCACUUUCAUGGAGCUAAAAGAAGCCACCAACGGAUUCGAGGAAGAGCUAGGUCGUGGUGCUUUUGCAACUGUUUUCAAAGGAGUUUUAGCAUCUGAUAACGGGAAGUUCAUUGCUGUCAAAAGAUUGAACACUGUGGUCAAAGAAAAUGAUUUGGAAUUCAAAGCUGAAGUGAGCGCAAUUGGCGGAACAAAUCACAGAAAUUUAGUCCAACUACUCGGAUUUUGUAAUGAGGGGCAACACCAGCUUCUUGUGUAUGAGUACAUGAGCAAUGGCUCUCUAGCAAGCUUCCUCUUCGGAGAGUCAAGACCAAACUGGAAUACAAGAAAAAAAAUUGCCUUAGGAACUGCAGGAGGGCUCUUGUAUUUGCAUGAGGAGUGCAGCAGCCAAAUCAUACAUUGUGACAUUAAGCCUCAAAACAUUCUUCUGGACUAUUCUUUCACAGCAAGAAUAGCCGACUUUGGAGUAGCCAAGCUUUUGAAAUCUGACCAAACUCGAACAACUACUAGAAUCAGAGGCACAAAAGGUUAUGUCGCUCCUGAAUGGUUCAAAAGUUUGCCUGUCACAGUGAAGGUUGAUGUUUAUAGCUACGGCAUGGUGUUGUUGGAGAUUGUUUGCUGCAGGAAAAACUACGAACCAGAAGCACCAGCUGAAGAUCAAAUGAUAUUAGCCGAUUGGGCAUAUGAUUGCUAUAAGAAAAAGAAAGUGCAUCUGCUGUGGCAGAAUGUAGGCGAUGAUCAGGAAAUGGAUGGCAUCGAAAAGUUGGAGAAGUAUUUGAUGAUUGCAUUUUGGUGCAUUCAAGAGGAUCCAUCAGCAAGACCUACCAUAAAGAAAGUGACACGGAUGCUCGAAGGGACUGUUGAAGUCUCAGUGCCUCCAAAUCUGUCCUCAUUAUAUGUUCAAUACUUCAAUAUAAGUGAUCACAUUGAUCCAUUGAUUUCUGGAUAG
Messenger RNA from Rosa chinensis, 2388 nucleotides. RefSeq names its product G-type lectin S-receptor-like serine/threonine-protein kinase LECRK3. The transcript is spliced from 5 exons. Lineage: Eukaryota; Viridiplantae; Streptophyta; Magnoliopsida; Rosales; Rosaceae. The record is from RefSeq and is a predicted model, not a curated record. The coding region runs from base 1 to 2388 and encodes 795 amino acids. Gene Ontology annotation, molecular function: protein serine/threonine kinase activity; ATP binding. Gene Ontology annotation, biological process: protein phosphorylation.